AUGCUUGAAAUCCUCGACACGGCCGGUACCGAGCAGUUCACCGCUAUGCGCGACUUGUACAUGAAGAACGGCCAGGGCUUCGUCCUUGUAUUCUCCAUCAUUGCCAUCUCCACAUUCAACGACCUGCCCGACCUGCGCGAGCAGAUCCUGCGUGUGAAGGACAUGGACUCCGUGCCCAUGGUGCUGGUCGGCAACAAGUGCGAUUUGCAGGACCAGAGGGUGAUCUCCACCGACCAGGGCCAGCAGCUGGCCGCCAAGUUCGGCAACUGCUCCUUCCUCGAGUCGUCCGCCAAGACGAAGACCAACGUGAGCGAAAUCUUCUACGAUCUCAUCAGACAGAUCAACAGGAACAAGAAGCCCGCGGCGGAAAGAAGAAGAAGUGCCUUCUGUUCUAAAGCAGCUCCAGGCCUGCACGGAACGCUUCAUCUAUUCCACUCUUCCCCCACCUACUCCCGUUUCCCCCCGAUUCAUCCCCGGACCCGCCCACGACGACGACAACGACAUCAACAUCAACCCACCUCUCUCUCACACGCUUUUUGGUCUUCUUCCUCGUCUUCAGUUUGUUUUGACGUGGCGCCUGUGCAACUAGUAUAG
Acanthamoeba castellanii str. Neff is the source of this 594-nucleotide messenger RNA. RefSeq names its product RAP1A, member of RAS oncogene family. The transcript is spliced from 4 exons. Lineage: Eukaryota; Discosea; Longamoebia; Acanthamoebidae. Gene Ontology annotation, cellular component: plasma membrane. Bases 1 to 594 code for a protein of 197 amino acids. Gene Ontology annotation, biological process: signal transduction. The record is from RefSeq and is a predicted model, not a curated record. Gene Ontology annotation, molecular function: GTP binding; GTPase activity; GDP binding.